AUGGAAGUGAGAAAAGUAGAAGAUGCAGCCAUGCUAAUUUCUCCGUCAGAAGAUACAUCUUUGCUAGCUAGGAAAGUUAAUUACGAACCUUUGAUCAAUGUUUCACCAAAGAUAAGUACCUUUCCAAUUGAAAAACUCUCUACGGUGUCAGAAAAUCCUAGAACCCAAGAAGCAUUGGUCAUACAAGAUUUGUUAAACGCGCUUAUUGGCAUCAGCGGCGUCUAUAUACGUUACAGUAACGACUAUGACCCUACCAAGGGUGAUGCAUUGAAAUUUAGAAUAGCCAAACACAUGGAUUCAUCGUUAAAAUCUUUUUGUAGAAGAAUAUUAAACUUAGGAACGUACUAUGUGGAAUUGAAGUACGCCAGUGAGCAGUGGUCAGAUCCCAUAUAUGGACUAGUUUUACAGAGAUUAGGUUUUGAAAUUAAGACUUUCUUAAAUAAUGUCUAUUUGAAAUUUGUAGUUGAUAAACUGGAAAAGGAGUUUUACGAUAACUCAAGUUUCUCCAUCAGAGAACUUAAACAACUCAUCACUGACAGUGAGGUUGGGAAGAAGCUAGGAAUUCUGUUUGCACUAUAUUUAGAGAUAAAAAAAGAAAUGGAAAAGAGAAGACAUAUAAAUCUCGAUAAAGCAGCUUUUGACAACCUAAUGUCGGAAUCAAGCAACGAUUUUUCAAUAUUUAUGAAUAAUGUGCCUUUACCAAUAGCGAAAGGGGGAAUCAUCUUACAAAUUUUGGAGGAAAUGAUAUCGAAAAAUCUAGGUGAUAGGUCAACUGUAACAUUUAUGAAAAGCUUAUUAAAUGCUAUCAGUGAGAGCUACUGUCAAAAUUUGCAUGAAUGGGUGACGCAAGGGGAGCUACGAGACCCGUACGACGAAUUUAUGAUAUGCAAUACGAUGAAAAGUUCAACAGGCAUCGAUGUCAAUCCAACUGAAUGCUACAGAAUAUGGCUAACACAAUAUAGUGUUCGUAGGGAUGGACUGCCCAAAAAAUUCUUAAUUAAUGCUGGUAAUCAUGACAACAAGCUACUUUCAAAAAUUUUAUUUACUGGGAAACUUCUCAAUUUGAUUAAGUUGAGUUUGCAAAUUACGAAAUUGCCAAUACCCACGGAUGAGCACAUUUUGUCUAUAAACUACUCUGAAUUGAUGGAAGGUACAAAUUUAGAACUUUAUGUCAACAAAUGGUACGACAGAGCCAACUCAAUUUGCAUGAAGUUGCUCUUUGAGGACUAUAAAGUCGAUAGGUUCAUAAUACUUCUACAGAAACAUUUAUUUGGCUACCGGAAUGGAAAUUUGAUAACCAAACUUUUGCAUAAUAAUAUCUAUGAUUUAACAAAAGCCAUGGGAAAGAGUGAAUCAAGUGAGGAAAAACUACAACAAAGUUUAGAAUUUUUAAGGAUAGAUUUUGCUGAAGAUGAUCUCAUUGGAAGAUUGCUGGUCUUACAACUGGAUGAGCGAUCCUUCGAUGAAUUCAUCCUGGACAACAUAAGAACGAGUAAAAAUGCUUCUAACAUGGUUCAAGAAACAGAGAGAACAAGUAAAUUAGAAGGGUUAUCAGCACUAAAGACUUACGUUUUAGAGGGUUUCAAGAAAAACGUAGAACCAACAAAUUCGGUGAAGAGUAAUAUCUACCAUCUAAACUUCGAUGUUGCAAUCCCAUACCCAAUAAAUGUUAUCAUAAACAGAGCACACAUAUACCAAUUUCAAAUCAUUUCAAGAUAUCUCAAUCUUUUACGCUAUCAUACAAUGGUCUUGGAUGAUACGUGGAUCGAAAUCAAUAAAAAUCCCAUUUGGAGACAUCCCGGUUUCAGUGACAUUGUAUACAAGGGUAUCAUCCAAAGAACCAGGAUACUACACAAUAAGAUGAACCAUUUUUUUAAGUGUAUAAUGGAAUAUUUCACAAAUGAUAUCAUUGACAAAGAAAUGUCCCAGAUAUUAAACAAUGUAACUUCCGUAAACGAUCUACAGACAAAGUUGAGUAGUGCGUUGACAAAUAUUUUGAAUGACUGCUGUCUCACACAGUUAAUCGAAAUGCAAUUACAGAUAUUUGACAUUACUUAUAAAUUCUGUAGAUUUAUCGCAUCAAUGCGAUACAAGCUUUGCAAAAUUGAUUAUAAUCUAUAUGAAAAAUACAUUGCCAGCAGGAAAUCUUCCUCGAAUGACGACAAUGCCGUGGAAGAAGAUGACGGAUACAAUGAAGAAGACGCUAUCAGAAAAGUGCCUGAGCUAAUUGGUUUUAUCAACACCGUCUCACUAAGUUUCCAUCAGCAUUAUGAUGCGUUCAUUGAAGGCUUAUUACACUCCUACAGUAACCAAGUCAAGGGCCACUUUAUUCUAAAUACAGACAGUGGAAGAUUACUGCAUUCUUUAGUCGGCAAUGAGCUGAAUGAGCUGCUGUCAUCGGUAGAUCAGUAG
Molecule: messenger RNA, 2412 nt
Organism: Kazachstania africana CBS 2517
Lineage: Eukaryota; Fungi; Ascomycota; Saccharomycetes; Saccharomycetales; Saccharomycetaceae
Gene: SPC97
Product: gamma-tubulin-complex subunit SPC97
Exons: 1
Coding region: 1-2412 (803 amino acids)
Biological process (GO): spindle assembly; cytoplasmic microtubule organization; mitotic cell cycle
Cellular component (GO): gamma-tubulin small complex; spindle pole; equatorial microtubule organizing center
Molecular function (GO): gamma-tubulin binding; microtubule minus-end binding
Source: RefSeq, a predicted model, not a curated record